Messenger RNA from Spodoptera frugiperda (fall armyworm), 1479 nucleotides. Its product is annotated as ester hydrolase C11orf54 homolog. The record is from RefSeq and is a predicted model, not a curated record. NCBI's taxonomy places the organism in Eukaryota, Metazoa, Arthropoda, Insecta, Lepidoptera, Noctuidae. Gene Ontology annotation, molecular function: hydrolase activity, acting on ester bonds; zinc ion binding. Gene Ontology annotation, cellular component: nucleus. The coding region runs from base 210 to 1256 and encodes 348 amino acids. The transcript has 8 exons.
GAUAGCGCGCAAUCUCAGCGCCACUCUCGCGCAGCGCGGCACCCACAGUCCGCGCCAGUCGCACGCCGCGCACCGCGCCGGCCUCUACCGCGCCGUCCGGAGGUCACUGCAGGUCAUCGGCCACCAAUAGCCCGGCAGUUCGUCCCCCACACUACUCCGCAACGUACGUACAACAUACAGUAGUAACAUAUAGCUGUUAGGUUAGCGCCAUGCAGUCACACACAUUGUUGACGUGCGUGUUUGUUGUGGCGGUGAACGCGGCGACCUUGAACACGCCGAGCAUGACGUCGGUCGACUACAGUAAGGUUCCCAUCAAGGAGAAGCCUUUAUUCCAGCCUCCGCUACAGGAGAUCGCGGAUGUGCUGUCCGUGGGGUUGACCAGCACGUUCGAGACAGUCAGCGUGUCAGUAGCCGACACUCCAGACCUCACCCAGUCGCCGUACAACCUCAUUACACCAGGUCUGACGGGCAAUGCCAAGCUCGUGGAGAUCGGUGGCCCGCCAUACUUGUUGCCGCUGGUGCAGCGCGACAAGGUAUACGACCUGGCGGCACUCGCGCGACACUUCAACAGCGACCCCGCGCUGCUGGCCGGCGCAGGCGCAGGGCCCUGGCCACACAUCGGAGUCAACUGCGAGGGUAUCAUAAAUUUGAGCAUCCACAACGGUUCCGUAGAGCAAGGUACUCGCAUCGUGUCUGUAGAACCAGUGGGGGCGGCCAAGGGCACGAGCGGCUACCUGCAGCGGCGGCUGCCCAACACAGAGACUAGGACCGCGCUGCUGGGGAACUAUUUAUUCAGUGAGGGAAAGCCGGGCAAGGUAAUUAAAGUAGUAGCAAAGAAACGCAUCGGGCCAUCCAACUUCAUUACCGCCAUCAGGGAGACGCUCAAAAACCACUAUGGUGAUGAUAAAAUUGUCGGUCUGGGUGGCUUGUUCAUGCUUCGCGCUGGCAAGGUGAAGUUCCACGUGAUGCCUGACUUCUCCAGCAGUGCGCUGUGCACGGACGCUGACGUGGACAACUGGCUGCACUUCUUCGAGAUGCGCGCGCCCAUCACACACGUCGGCACUCUCGUCACGGGAGACCAUGGCCUGGACCUCCGCGUGCAGCACUUCCACGGGUUCAGUGAGCACGGCGACGGCGGCCACUACCACUACGACACCACGCCCGACGACGUGCACUACGAGGGAUACUUCGCGCUCGCGGCAUCCAUCAUACGCGUGGACGCGCCCGAGGAGACCCACGCAGUGGGCCGAGACUAACCCAAUAUUAUACUAUAGUAGGAACAAGACGAUUCUGGACAAACAAAUGAAAAAUAAUUUUAUAUGUUAUACCUUCAUGGUUGAAAUUCCAAUGUCAGAUGGAUAUUAUAAUUAUUAUGGCAACUGUUCUCCUUUUCCAAACAAACCAAAUGGUCACCUAUUUAAAUAGAUUGUUAUAAAAUAACAUUUUUAUUGCUCAAUAAAUUACUAUUUAUGUAUUGUA